ACUUCUGGGCCCAACACUCCUCUGCUCACCUCUACCCCCUUCCACCUCACCACUGGUCAACGAAUGUGUCAGCCGCCGCUCUCAACGGAGCUCCACUCCUCCCCCAUAGCAGCCACGGGUCGGUCCGCUCCGAUCCCACCUCAACCUCAUGGAGAAAGCUGCGCACGUUGCCGCCGGCGCGACGCAGGACUGGUGUCCGCACAGGCUUGACACAGUGAGGCAUAACGACUCAGCUGAAUUGAUUCCCGAAAGACUCGCGGUGGUCACAGGAGGAAACAAAGGAGUUGGCCUCGAAGUAUGCCGCCAGCUUGCUCACAAGGGUGUGACAGUUAUCCUUACAGCAAGGGAUGAGAAACGAGGAAAAUAUGCUGCUGAGACCCUUCGCCGUGAAUCCGAACUCCCAAACAUAAUCUUCCAUCAGCUUGAUGUCAGAGAUGAUGAUAGUGUCACCACAUUGGCCCGGUAUGUCGAAAGAAGAUAUGGGAAGCUCGACAUCUUGGUGAACAAUGCAGCUAUUUCAGGAAUUGUAGCAGAUGAGGAAGGCCUGAAAGCUCUCAACAUUGAUGCAGAGACAUGGACAUCUGGCAGGGCGGCUAAUCAUCUCAAAGAAGUAUUCCAGAAUACCAGUGAUGAGGCAUUUAACUGUCUCAAUACCAAUUACUAUGGAUGCAAACGGGUAACAGAGGCUCUUCUUCCACUUCUGAAGCUAUCUACGUCAGGCGCAAGGAUUGUCAAUGCCUCCUCACUUGCGUCGGAGCUGAAGAGAAUGCCAAAUGAGAAGCUGCGAAACGAUUUGAGCAACAUCGACAUCUGGGAUGAGGACCGGAUAGAAGCAGUGCUGAACACAUUCCUGGAGGACCUGAAGAGCGGGCGACUUGAAGAGGCUGGGUGGCCCAUGAUGCUACCAGCCUACAGUGUAUCGAAAAUGGUCAUCAAUCUCUACACCAGGAUCAUGGCAAGGAGGUAUCUGGAGAUGCGCAUCAACUGUGUGCGACCUGGCUUUGUCAAGACGGACAUCAACUGGAAUCUGGGGGUCCUGACGCCUGAACAAGGUGCAAGAGGGCCCGUCAUGCUAGCUCUGCUCCCUGAUGAUGGACCAACUGGGUGCUAUUUUGAUCAGACAGAAAUGGUGAACGUGUGGUGAUCAAACGGUUGAGUGGUCCCAUUGUUUCCCAGUUUGUAUGACAUUAUUUCCCAGAUUAUGUGAGAAGAGGCAUAUUCAGAUCAGUUUAGGACAUCAUGAUCAGAUAACCAGACGCUCGGUAAAAUCUUCUCAUGGUUCAGGGUAUGCUAAUGAUUUGCUGGAGCAAUUAGUGUUGUUUGGUUUCCAUAUAUCGAUGCUGCAGUCGGAGUAACCUUUUUUUCAGGGGGUGGGGGUGGGUGUUUAUUUGGAUUUAAACACCAAUAAAGAGGCGCCAUGUCCUGUUCGUUUGGCUACAAAGUUAUAGCUGAAAGUACUGAUGACAGAAUCGGCAGAUAAGUUCAAACGAACAAGCCAAGAUGGUUGAUACUUAUUUGUUGUGAGAGAAAAACACUGUAUCAGGCUUGAUAAACCGUGCCGAUAUAUUCUUAUGUUGGGAUUGGCUAAGCAUUUCCUAGGUAGAUGCUGCACCCGAUUGUAUUUCACUGUUUUGUCGUUGCUAUUUAGCCUAAUUAAUCUAUUAUUAGCAUAUGUUUACUA
Molecule: messenger RNA, 1681 nt
Organism: Sorghum bicolor (sorghum)
Lineage: Eukaryota; Viridiplantae; Streptophyta; Magnoliopsida; Poales; Poaceae
Product: (+)-neomenthol dehydrogenase
Exons: 6
Coding region: 149-1144 (331 amino acids)
Cellular component (GO): membrane
Source: RefSeq, a predicted model, not a curated record